Aplosporella prunicola CBS 121167 is the source of this 891-nucleotide messenger RNA. RefSeq lists its product as uncharacterized. NCBI's taxonomy places the organism in Eukaryota, Fungi, Ascomycota, Dothideomycetes, Botryosphaeriales, Aplosporellaceae. The transcript is spliced from 3 exons. Bases 1 to 891 code for a protein of 296 amino acids. The record is from RefSeq and is a predicted model, not a curated record. Gene Ontology annotation, molecular function: acetyltransferase activity.
AUGGAAUGGAACGAGCCAAUGCCUAGCUUCACUGUCGGAGAACUCUCGAGAUACUUUGAACAGAUUAGGUUACCUGAGGAGUUACGACAUUCCACUCGUAGAGACAUAGAUGCCCGAGACGCUCGAGCGAAGAUCGAAUUUAUUUAUACUGUGUUCUACUACCACGCUAGCAAUAUCCCGUGGCAAGGCUUGGCCUCCGGUAAUCACUGUCCACAUCGAGCCCUAGAAAGGAUCUACAACAGCGGAUACGGCAGACCGCAAGUCUUUCCCUAUCGGAACGAGGACGAAGUAAACUGGGGAGGACAUGCUCUUGAUAACCUUGAGCACAACAUCGUUAUGGCAGCGGCUCUGCUGGCCCUCGGGUACGAUGUAUACCCUACAGCUGUCAGUACUACAAUUCCAACGGAUCAUUGUCAUUUUGUCAACAUCGUGACGAUUGAAGGAUCCCGCUUCAUGCUAGACCUCGGUUCUGGUUGCAACAAUCCACCGUCUCCGAUGGACCUUAACUACAAUCAAGCAAACUCCAGCGCCGGGGAUCCUAGAAUAUAUACUCAAGACCUCGUUGGGUGGGUAGCUUUUACCGGCGGUUUUACCCGCGUCCUCGAAAUCGGUGCAGUUCCAGAAGAACCCCUCGAAUCCCACAUCAGUAGCAUUGUCGAUUUUGAUGAAAAUAUGAUUGCCUGGUUCGGAAUGGGGGGUGGGUGGCGGGGAUUAUGGGCUUACCAGAGAUAUCGGCCUCAGGAAGCGGGUGUAGACAGUCCCCAGGCCGACGAUGGCGACGCGGACGACGGGAACGAUGGGGACGACGCUGAUGAUGAUGACAAUGAGGACGACGAGGAUAACGAGGAUGCAGUGAGCGAGUGGGACUGGGGGUACGACGACGAUGACUAA